AUGGAUGAGCGUAUGGAUAUUGAAAAUGACAGCGGGUCACAGGUAAUUGACGAGCAAAAGAAGCAAAAGAAAAAGAAGAGAUUUGAAAUCAAGAAAUGGACUGCGGUUGCAUUCUGGUCGUGGGAUCAGACCAAUGAUGCUUGCCCCAUUUGUCGUAACCACUUGAUGGAACCAUGCAUUGAGUGUCAAAGUGCAAUUGAUGAAGGACGAUUGGGGGAACGCACUUCCUGUCCAAGAGCAGUCGGGCGGUGUAACCAUAGUUUCCACUUACACUGUAUAUCUACAUGGAUCAAGACCCGGAACUCGUGUCCAUUAGACAGUACCGAAUGGCAAUUGAAAGAGGUCUUGGAUAAUUGA
Messenger RNA from Pichia kudriavzevii, 357 nucleotides. RefSeq lists its product as uncharacterized. Bases 1 to 357 code for a protein of 118 amino acids. Gene Ontology annotation, biological process: ubiquitin-dependent protein catabolic process; protein ubiquitination. Gene Ontology annotation, cellular component: nucleus; cullin-RING ubiquitin ligase complex. Lineage: Eukaryota; Fungi; Ascomycota; Pichiomycetes; Pichiales; Pichiaceae. Gene Ontology annotation, molecular function: zinc ion binding; ubiquitin protein ligase activity; cullin family protein binding. The transcript has a single exon. The record is from RefSeq and is a predicted model, not a curated record.